AUGUGCUUUACUGCGAUUAUGUAUACUGGGGCAAUGGUCAGCAUCAAUGAAGUGGGAUGGGUCAAUAGCCAGCCAGAGGUUCAUGCUGAGAAUUUAACCCCACAUGCGCAAGAGCUACUGAUAUGGGGGAAUAAAAUGUGCUUUGCCAUGGAGCAAUUCUGCACUGCGACAACCUGGCUAGUCAAAUGCUGCCUCUUGAUAAUCUACAGCCGAUUAACGCGACUAUUGAACGAGCAUAUCGUGGUCCAGAUACUUGCAGUAUACGUUGGAGUCUCCUAUAUAUUGAUCGAAAUACUGCUCUGCGCCGUCUGGUGUCGACCGAUUGAACGAUAUUGGUCCCCAGCUGUGAUCGACGAUUUCCAAUGUUCCACUUACUUCAACCACAUGAUUGUGUCCGCAGUUUUCAAUAUUUCUUCUGACUUGAUAAUGCUGUGCAUCCCAUUACCCCUGUUCAUUCGAUCCCGCUCCGCCUGGGAAAGAAAAUUGCUGUGUGUGGCGUGUUUGGUCUUGGGUUUAUUGUUCCUGAGCACUCUCGGUUCCAUGGUCUUCAUGAGAUGGUAUGCGGCUGAGUUAUCCACCGCAGUCUACGUCGCCAAUCUCCCAUUAAUGUGGCCACUCAUCCGUGUGGUCUUCCAUUUACAACCCCCAGAAUACUCCAACUACCCGGAGCCACUACGUACUGCACCUCUGCGCGGGCGAACAGCAAUCCGAAACGUUACGACAUUUACGACAUUCACGACACACCAGGGCAGCUCUGGCGAGUCCAUCAUGCGCGUUUCAGAAGGCCACUUGCACAGCCCGACAGAUGCAAAUGAGUUAUCCUGGGCCACUCUGGAAGAUAGGGGCUAUCGGCCCGCACUCAACGCCGAUGUGGAAUCGAAUCAACGACAACAGCGGUUAGAGGAUAUUACAGUGCGAAGAACGGUGGAGGUCACUUAUCAAUAA
This is a messenger RNA of Aspergillus nomiae NRRL 13137, 945 nucleotides long. RefSeq lists its product as uncharacterized. The record is from RefSeq and is a predicted model, not a curated record. Bases 1 to 945 code for a protein of 314 amino acids. The transcript has 8 exons. Lineage: Eukaryota; Fungi; Ascomycota; Eurotiomycetes; Eurotiales; Aspergillaceae.